This is a messenger RNA of Hippoglossus stenolepis (Pacific halibut), 2764 nucleotides long. It is a transcript of the gene ccnjl, whose product is annotated as cyclin J-like. NCBI's taxonomy places the organism in Eukaryota, Metazoa, Chordata, Actinopteri, Pleuronectiformes, Pleuronectidae. Bases 489 to 1760 code for a protein of 423 amino acids. Gene Ontology annotation, molecular function: cyclin-dependent protein serine/threonine kinase regulator activity. The record is from RefSeq and is a predicted model, not a curated record. Gene Ontology annotation, biological process: mitotic cell cycle phase transition; regulation of cyclin-dependent protein serine/threonine kinase activity. Gene Ontology annotation, cellular component: cyclin-dependent protein kinase holoenzyme complex; cytoplasm; nucleus. The transcript is spliced from 6 exons.
AAAAAGGAAGAGUGUGGGUGUUUGUAGUUCCGUCGCUGACCUCUAAAGGACUACAACUCCCAGGCUGGAGGAGGGACCUUCACGUCGAGGCGCAGGAGCCUCGUCUCUCCGCAGCAGCAGCAGCAGCUGGUGCAGCCGAGGAGGCGACUGUGUUACCGCGGAGCCACCGGAGAGGAAGCGGCGGAGCGCGAGCUCUCGGGGAAAAAGUGUCAACAGUUUGGGGGAGACGGCUCGACCCGACGCUCGUCGCCGGGACUCGGUGGUGGCAGCGGCUCGGUGAACUUGUCAGCGGCUUCUAAGUUUGCGUUUAAAACCGGGAGGUUCGUCUCAAAGUUGAGCCGAGGAGGAGUUCUCUCAUUCAGGAUGUCGGACUGAGACAAAGGGUCUGGGGGGACAUUCCCGUCGGAGCGGCCAGCGGCACAUGUGUGGACCGCGGCGGUGCAAAGUUGAGCAGCAGGUAACAAGUUGACUCUUGAACUCUCCUCUGGAUGGGAAAGAUGGAGAGGGAGCUGCAAUGGUGGAAAGGCCAGCUAGCUGCAGAUAUCCACCAGUCCCUCCGCAUCAAGGAGCUGAAGUUACCGGUGUACCGGGCUCACUCUCCGCAGAUUGGAAUGCGACGGUACUUCGCAGACUUGCUGGCCAUCCUCAGUAAUCGGUAUCAGCUAUGUCCUACAGCACGCCACCUGGCCGUCUACCUGCUGGACUUGUUCAUGGACCACUAUGAUGUGGCCGUCAAGCAGCUCUAUGUGAUCGCCCUCUCCUGUCUGCUCCUAGCCAGUAAAUUUGAGGAGAAAGAGGACCGGGUUCCCAAACUGGAGCAGCUGAACUCUCUGGGUUUCAUGUGCAGCCUGAACCUGGUUCUUAACAAGAAGGAUCUGAUCAAGAUGGAGCUCCUGCUGCUGGAGACCUUUGGCUGGAAUCUGUGCAUGCCCACACCCGCCCACUUUAUUGACUACUACCUCCAUGCCUCUGUGCAGGAGGACGACCUGUACAACGGCUGGCCCCUAUCCUCCCUCUCCAAGACCAAGGCUUUCAUGGACAAAUACACGCAUUACUUUCUGGAAGUCUCACUUCAAGAUCACGCCUUCCUGAGUUUCCGACCAUCUCAGGUCGCUGCUGCGUGUGUGGCAGCCUCUCGCAUUUGCCUGCAGAUUUCCCCAAGCUGGACGACAGCUCUGCAUCUGCUAACAGGCUACACCUGGGACCACCUCACCCAGUGCAUUGAACUUAUGCUGCUUGCUCAUGACAACGACGUAAAGGAGGCCAACAAAACCAAAUCCACUCCUCCUCACCGUCCCUCCUCCCUGCAGUCUCAGCCCCAGACCUCUCACCUCUCUCCAGUGUCAGCCAUCCAGAGACCGGCCUCCUCCUCGUCCUCCACCUCUUCCACACCACAGCUGCUCUUUCAACCUGAUGGCUUCCCACACCUCUCCCAGCAUUCCCCGUCCCUAUCCCACCUGCAAGCGCUCGCUGACUCCCAGGCUCUGGGGCCCGUGGUGAACAUGUCUCAGGAUUUCCUUCAGAGCCACAGGAUGGGUUUGCUAACUGGGGGUCCCUCCCUGACUCCUGGGAGUGGGUUCGCCGCUUACCCAAGCCUGACCUCAGGUCUUCAGCCGGUGACACGUGCGCUGCCGCUCCAGGGCCCGCUUUCUGUACAGAUGGCUCUCGCAGGUGAGCCACGGCACUGUCUGAGUAUGGCCUACAGCGGCGGCUACCUGGGGACUCAUCACACCUUUGCAGCCGGCUGCUUUGACAGGUGACGCCAGGAGACGGAGAGAGAUCGCAAACCACCGCGGGAGUGCACUUCUGUGCUUUCAUCCCGGCUCCCUACCCUGAAACAUCCACUCACAGACCUCCUCUCUCUCUCCGUCGGCACGGCAACACCUUCAGCAUGUUCAGCCCCCCCGCCCAUCUCACAGACACGCCUCAAACGCAAGCAAAGGUCCAAAGGCAAGAUGGACCCGGUGGAAGUCAUCACACUGUCGUGACAAACGCUCCACUGACUCAUGAAAUACUGAGGCAUUGCAAAAAUGUUAUUGCCAUACUCUGAACUGGUUUUCUAGAUCUGUGUUAUUGUAGACUGUCAUCACUGUGAAUGAGAUGAAAGCAGCAGUGUGAUCGAACACCCACCUCAUUCAGUGCCUGAGCUCAGUUGUGUGAUAGCUGAGCCAAUUUUAGAAGUGCACAGAGCAGCAGUAUCUGGGAUAAGGAUAUCUUGCUGCUGGACAUGUUUUCUUUUCUUCAUUUUCUAAUCCAAAAAUUUUUACAAAUGUAGAGAGACAAAUUGGCUGGAAUUGUUUCUUGAGCCAUCAUUUAGAGGCGAAGGAAGAAGAAACAGAGGCUUGUUGCUGACUUGGCGAGAAACGGGGCUAUGCACGUUACUGAAAUGUUUAGGUUGCGUGUCCUUAAUGUCAGCAAACAUUGAUCCAAUGUCCGUAAGCCCUGUUAGAGCUGAAGGGCCCCUCCGGGAAUUCCUCACCACAUAAGACCUCAGAGGGGACGAAGAAUUCAUUGUUUUGUUCACAGCAGGUGACGUCCGCUGCUCAAACGUGCCUGCGGUGUGAUUUUUUUUUUUCCUCCUCGUUCCUCUCCUCACCGUCAUCUCUUCUCUCCCACCUCCAAAGUCGAGCCUUGUGGCAGAGCCAUCACACACGUGCGUGAUAAUGUGGCUGGCUUGAAGCUGCAGGCUUUGUCACACUAAAGUUUGAAUUUCUCCAACAUCCGCCGCUCAAAGACUUGAACACAAACCGAUGUGACUGGACCA